AUGGCCAAAGGGCCGCCCGCGGAGACGCGAGCGCGGCGUGGGGGCGCGCACAGCGAUGGAGUGGCGUCUGAUGCGCAGUCGCAUGCGUCGUCGGUGCCGCUCCUUCUCGCUCUGUGCGUGCUGUGGUACACCAGCUCGGCGCUCACGUCCAACACGAGCAAGAGCCUGCUGUCGCGACCGAAGGUGGCCGGCGAGGUGCUGCCGGGCGCGCCCCUGUUCCCAUACCCUGUGACGCUGACGCUGGUGCAGUUUGUGUUUGUGAACCUGUUUUGCUAUCUCGGCACACGCCGGUCGUUGCUGGGGGAGUUUACGCUGGCGAAGCGGCUCGUGCGCAUUUCGUGGCAGCAGAUGCGCGAGAUUGUGCAGAUCAGCAUCUUCAACGUGCUGGGCCACGCGCUCAGCUCGCUGGCCGUGAGCCACGUUGAGGUGAGCCUGGUGCACACCAUCAAGGCGCUCUCGCCCCUCUUUACCGUGCUGUCGUACGCGCUCUUUUUUCGUGUGCCGUACUCGCUGCGGACCUAUGUGGCGCUUGUGCCGCUUAUGACGGGUGUUGUGCUCGCGUGCAGCUCGCUGUCGAAGAACAAGCGCGAAGAUAUGGUCGGGUUUGCAGCGGCGCUAGGCAGCACACUCAUUGUCGUGGCCCAAAACAUUUAUUCGAAGAAGCUGCUCAAGCCGGCUGUGAGUGCCGCGACGAAUGCACCCGAAAAGCUGGACAAGGUCAACAUCCUGUUCUACUCGAGUGCCUGUUCCGUCGUACUCAUGCUGCCGAUGACGCUGUACUAUGACGUGGGCCACAUGGCCGCGCGGACGGCCCCGGGCGUCGGCCUCUACACUCUGUACCUGCUCGUGUCGAACGGGAUUGUGCACUUUGCGCAGAAUCUGCUGGCCUUCCAGGUGCUGGCCCACGUGUCGCCCGUGACGUACAGCGUCGCCAACCUGUUCAAGCGGGUGUUUGUCAUCCUUGUCGCCAUUGCCUGGUUCGGCCAGCGCGUGACUGCAUGGCAGUGGGUCGGCAUUGCGCUCACGUUCGUGGGCCUAUACCUCUACAACAAUGCAAAGAACGACAAGCCGAAUGCGCCGGACGCGCCGCGCGAGCCCGAGGUGCUGCCGAUGCACCAGCGCUCGGCGAUGCAGACACGCCGCAUCCCAGAUACCAAUGCCAUGGAGCCAGGCGCGCUCCCGCAUCCGACCCAAGUCAAGAUGCGCAUGGCGACGCCGCUCUUUUCGCUGCCACCGCAUCCCUGCCAGCUGCGCCGCCCCCGGGCCUGCCAGAUCGGCACGCAGCUUCUCUUUUGGAACCGCUGGAAUCAGUCGGCCCCGUCGGCGUGGUCCGAUGUCGAGUGGCUGGACGUCGUGUAUGGACGCCAGCGCUACCAGGUGACCCUCCCGCAGAUUCAGGGCGCGCUUACGCUCGGCCACCUGCGCCAGGAACUUGCCGCCGUGUUUUCCCUGCCGGUGCAGCAGGUGCUCGUUGCGUUCCAGGGCCUGUUCCUCAAAGACGACCGCGUGUCACUGCAAGAGUAUGGCCUGCACUCGGGCUCGCGCAUCACCCUCGUCGCCCGCGACGCGUACGUGCAGCAGGCGCAAGCACGCGCCCAAGCAUCGGCACAGGCGCAGGGCACACAGGGCACGCCCCAGGGCGCACCACAGGGCGGAGCCGCGGGCGGACUAUCCGCGCAGGACGCCGAGUCGCUGCCGUCCGCGGCGCCGACGAUGGCGCCCGUUGCACGUGCGGGCGCGGCCCCUGCAGCGCCGCCGGCGCAGGACGCGGGCGCUGGUGCGCCGGGCACCACAGACGCACCCUCGCACCUUGAGCAGAUUGCGCAGGUGAGCCAGCACUGCCAGCGGGACCUGGUGCCAGAGUUGGAGCUCCUGGAAAAGACGAUCGAGGCGCUGCCCGAUGCGCCGCCAGGUAGCCUGCAGUCGCAGGCGCCUCACGACGCGUCAGGCGCCGUAGACGAGGCGUGCAUCCCGCCGCAGCGUAUUCCCCUCACGCAGCGCAAGCUCUCGGAACUGCUCCUACGCGAGCUGCUCAAGCUCGAUGGUAUCCCUACGGACAGCGAGGAGGUGCGCAACACGCGCAAGGCCACCGUCAAGGAGAUCCAGGCGUACCUGGAUCGCGUCGACGCCGCCUGGGGCCGCGCGACCCAGGCCAAGGGCAUUGUCUCGGACGUGUAG
Molecule: messenger RNA, 2178 nt
Organism: Malassezia sympodialis ATCC 42132
Lineage: Eukaryota; Fungi; Basidiomycota; Malasseziomycetes; Malasseziales; Malasseziaceae
Product: BAG family molecular chaperone regulator
Biological process (GO): protein stabilization
Cellular component (GO): cytosol; nucleus; cytoplasm
Molecular function (GO): protein-folding chaperone binding; adenyl-nucleotide exchange factor activity
Source: RefSeq, a predicted model, not a curated record